CCGAUCUACUUUGGAUAUGCGUGAUCAAGCAACACAAUUGCGGCCGAGUGCUAAACCCAUCGACUUUCAGGAUUCAGAGCCUCCUCGAUCUAGCCCAUGCCUCGCACGGGAACCACUCUCGAGGAUGUCGAUGUUCUUCAUAUCACUGUCGCGGACCACUGAUCUGCUUUUGUCUAUGCAUGUCGCUCCCCAUUCAUGAAUGGCAUCGACAACAAAGAACCCCGCAGUGGCCAUUCCCACGACGGCACCGACCAUCAAAACCGACCAACGCCUCGUAUACCUUGUCUCUGACGACCACCAGCGCGACGACCGAGAAUGCAGGGCGCUGUGGAUUCGACUAACAUGCCAUAUAACGCCACCUAUCCCGCCGACGUGGACCCACCACCCGAAUCCCCUCCCCCAACAUACGCGCAGGCGACCGGAUCGCCCGAGCGCCGCGGGAUCUACAGUCGAGUGCGCACUCGCAUUCGCUCGCUCUCGCACUCUGGACCUCGGCCCCAACCCCGCAAUGACCCCGCCCACGCCAGCGUGCCACAAAUGCCGCAACAUAUCUUGGACCAGCUAUACGCAUUGGGCCAGCUGCCAUCCUUUGUGGUCCAGCGCAGCCAAAUCAGCCCAGAUGCAAUGUUUGACUCCUCGCGAUCGUCUUCCCACUCUCCUUCCUUUCCCAUGCCGCAUCGCGAUUCUAAUGUGGCGCCCUCGAGGGAGGGCUCCGUUGACUCGCAACCUGACAUUACCUUCCCGGAACCGGAGUUUCCGCAAGAGAUUACUUUCCCCGUGCCAGAGAUCUCCGACUCUGCGUAUGCAGACGUUCUGGCACGCAACGUCGCUCCUUUGAACAUCAGACCCAAGAGCUACCACAACACACCUGACUCAACAGCCGACGACGACACACCUGCGUUUCCGCCACCCAGCCUCACGCACGUUCGUAUCAAGAGCGAACUCCGGUCGAAAGCAUCGAUCUACCUCUCCCUCGCCAUCGGUCCUCAACAGAGCGAACGCUACAAGCGUUUCGAAGAGUACAUGAACGCUCUAGCCAGCAACGCACGCCGACACCCGCUGGCCAACGCGAACACGACUUGCGACGAGAAGACGGCACUCGCAUUCGAUACGCUCUACCACAAACCCUCGUUCUACUUCAAGGAGUUGAGUAUCGUCCUCCGCCACACCAUCGUCCGCGGGGGCAUCUUCCACGGCCAGGACGCCUUCCGCGCAGUCCUCGGCCACCUCACGCACCUGCUUCCCAGUUUUCGGACCGUGACCGUGCGCUUCGAAGCCGAGGGAGACAUCGAGGCCGACUCUCUUGACGACCCGUACUCAGACUUCCAGGGGUGUUUCACGGGCCUGCAGCGUCUUUGUCUCCUUUUCCAUGGUGGCACCGACAACCUCAUCGCACGUCUUUCCGCGUUCCCACUGCACUCCCUGCAGAAACUCUUGCUCACCGGCAAAAUGUCUGAGGCGGAUGUAAUUUGGAUUUUAUCGCAGCCUCGACCGCACCGGCUCAACAAGCUGAGCGUACGCACGCUCCUGUACGACGGCGAUCUCGAGCAACCUCUCUCACCCAAGCAACGACGCAAGCUCAAGUGGCCGGAGAGGCUGAUCAUCACCGCGCAGCGCGUCCCUACCUUUUUGGGCAUCGUGCCGCGCAAGUGCGAGUUCACGCUCAAGUUGCCGGCCGCGGACGCGGCGGUGCAGCGUCUGUUCGAUGGGGAGGUCAUGCCGCGGUGGACUCUGAUUGUGGACCCUAGAAUCGGUGGUGAAGAUAGUGUAUAGCAAUCAAGACAACGGAAUUUUUCUAUGGAUUUCAUGCGGGAGAGUACGGCUUGC
Schizophyllum commune H4-8 is the source of this 1827-nucleotide messenger RNA. RefSeq lists its product as uncharacterized. The transcript is spliced from 2 exons. The record is from RefSeq and is a predicted model, not a curated record. Bases 316 to 1773 code for a protein of 485 amino acids. NCBI's taxonomy places the organism in Eukaryota, Fungi, Basidiomycota, Agaricomycetes, Agaricales, Schizophyllaceae.